This is a messenger RNA of Sinocyclocheilus rhinocerous, 419 nucleotides long. Its product is annotated as ataxin-7-like. Lineage: Eukaryota; Metazoa; Chordata; Actinopteri; Cypriniformes; Cyprinidae. The transcript is spliced from 3 exons. The record is from RefSeq and is a predicted model, not a curated record. The annotation marks the transcript as partial.
UCUUAACUGCCUGUUUGUUUCUGUUCAUCUGUUUGUGUGGCAGAACACCCACAUUGUCUGAAAGUGUGGAGGAGGAUAAACCCCAACUGGAGGAUGCCAGCACACGGCCACACUCUCCUCUCACCCAGGCCCACAUCUCAGCUGAUGAGAGCGAAGGAGAGGGGAAUGAUGACCCCGCAGUCUGGCACUCAACUCCAUGGCAUCCCAAACCAGCCGCGCUUUGUUUAUUUGGGAGUCAUUCUCUGGGUCACGGUGUCUUCACUUUCGAUCGACGGUUGCACCAUCUGCGGUGUGCCAUGAGUGCCAUGAUGGAGAAUCACCUCAGCGCCCAUCUGUGGAAAAAAUACCUCAGAAUCUACUGAAUAAUGCUGCUACGUAAAUGUUGUUUAUAAAAUGGAUUAAAAUAUUCUUUAUACUCA